UUCAGCUACCUGCAAGCCAUGCGCUUUGCGGUGGAGGAGAUCAACAACUCCAGCGCCCUGCUCCCGGGACUCUCCUUGGGCUACGAGAUCUUCGACGUCUGCUACCUGACCAACAUCAUCCAGCCGCUCUUCUCCUUCCUCUCUGACGACCACUUGAGGGUCGAGAUCAAGCGGAACUACAGUGACUACAAGACACGGGUGGUGGCGGUCAUCGGCCCCGACGCUCCCUCCUCCGCUGUCACCGCCGCUUAUCUCCUGAGCCAGUUCCUGGUUCCACAGAUCACCUACAGUGCGACCACGGAGGCCCUUAGCAGCCCCAAAAUCUUCCCAGUGGCCUUCCGUACCAUCCCCAGCACAGAGCAGCAGGUCGCCUUGUUGCUGAACCUGAUGAAGUACUUCCGGUGGAACUGGGUCAUCAUGCUCUCGAGUGAAGACGACUAUGGGCAGCAGAAUGCGCAGCUGCUGCGCAGCAAGAUCGGGACGACCUAUUCAGAGGCUUCAUGGAUAUGCGUGGCUUUUCAGGAGACCAUUCCGGUCCAAAAUGACAGCCAAGAGGAGCCUGACGGGGCCGCGUUACUGCGGUUCCAGUUGAUCAUCGCCAAAAUCAAGCGCAGCUCGGCCAAAGUGGUGAUCGUCCUGAGCACAGAGCUGUCCCUCCGCCCCUUCUUCGGCGAAGUCAUCCGCCAGAACCUUACUGGCUUGGUGUGGGUGGCGUCUGAAGCCUGGGCUACCGACCUCUCCAUCUUCGCCAUGCACAACAUCUCCAGCAUUGGCUCCGUCUUCGGUGUGGCGGUGCAGGAUGUCCCCAUUCCAGGGUUGGAUGAGUUCCGCGUCAGGUCACCCGAGGUCAGAGAAGCUGCCCCGCCAAUGUGCAACCAAGAAUGCGACGACUGCCUGUCGGCUGUGCGGCACUAUGAUGCCAGUCUCCGGUCCUCCGGCAACCGCAUCGAUUUCAACAUUUACUCCUCGGUCUACGUCGUUGCCCAUGCUUUGCACACCUUGCUGGGCUGCAAUAAAACUGGAUGCUCCAAGAGGACCGUUUACCCCUGGCAGCUGCUGCGGGAAGUGGGUCGGGUCAACUUCACUUUGUUGAACAACAUCAUCCAAUUUGAUGAGAAAGGUGACCCCCCGAAUGGCUUCGAAAUAGUCCAGUGGCAGUGGGACAUCCCUGGGAAACCCUUCCGGCGCAUCGCCAAUUAUAAGUUCCCACAGGAAGAGCUCCUUGUUUAUACGGAGAACAUUGUUUGGCACACAGAGAACAGCACGCCCCCCAGGUCGGUCUGUUCAGCUCAGUGUGGACAAGGACAGAGGCGGAAAGUGCUAGGAUCCUCCGCUUGCUGCUUUGUUUGCGUGGAGUGUGAAGCUGGGACGUUUCUCAACAAAAGUGACAUCUUCACUUGCCAGACCUGUCCACACAACAUGUGGUCCAACUCAGGCCAGGAGGAGUGUUUCACCAAAACAGUGAUAUUUUUCUCCUGGCAUGACCCCGUCUCGCCGGUCCUCCUCUCCUUUGCUUUUUUGGGACUCUUGGCCACUUUAGGCAUCCUUCUGACUUUCAUCUGCCAUCAUGACACUCCAGUGGUGCGGUCUGCCGGUGGGCGGCUCUGCUUUCUAAUGUUAGCCGCCCUCGCUGCCGGCUUCUGCAGUGUGGGAUUCUACAUCGGUGAGCUGUCAGAGUUCAAGUGUGUUGGGCGCCGGUCCGCGUUCGGCCUCUGCUUCUCCCUCUGCAUUGCCUGCAUCACAGUCCGCUCCUUCCAGAUCAUCUGCGUCUUCAAGGUGGCCGCCCGGCUGCCCAGAGCCUAUGACUUGUGGCGGAAGUACCACGGGCAGGAGGUCUUUGUGGGCACCGUCUUGGCCCUCAAGAUGACCAUUAUGGGGUGCAACGUCUACUUCUACCCUCCGGUGCCAGCCCUGACCACAAUGAGAAAUAACCCGGCGGUCCUCCUUUUGAUGUGUACCCCAGACUUCAAGGCUUCCAUGGUCCUCAGCAACUCCCUGGAGAUGUUUUUGUGCUUGCUCUGCUUCUCCUUUGCCUACAUGGGGAAAGCCAUGCCCAAGAACUACAACGAGGCCAGGUACGUCACCCUGAGUAUGACUGGGUAUUUUAGCUGCUGGGCCACCCUCUUUCUGGUCAUGUCCCUCUGCGACGGACUGGUGGUCAAUAAGGUAGAUACGUCUGUAAUGCUGACCAACCUGUUCAACAUCUGCCUGGGCUACUUUGGACCCAAGUGUUACAUUAUUUUCUUCCACCCUGAGAGGAACACAGCCGCUUUCUUUCAGACUGACAUCCAGAGCUAUACCAUGAGGCAGGACUAGAUGGAGAUUGUAUCCUGCCCUGAGAGUCUCUUGUAACGUAGCCAAGCACAGAAACAUAGUCCAGAGGCAGCCCUAGGUCAACACAUUCAUCAGUCAACCAAGCAAGGAUGAGGCAAGAGGUAUGUCCAUUCCAAUAUUCUGAAGCCAGGAUAUCUCACCAACAUAGUUUCCAUGUGUAGUCCACAAUCCACAAUCCAAAUUCCAAGGUAUAGGCUGUCUUUCAAGAUCCAAGAGUACACACAGAGAACUUCAGGUUGCAGCUCCCAGCACCGACGUUGCUACCAGCAACCAGCUAUUCCAAACUCCAGCUAUUUAUGCAGAUCUCUCAGGCGAUCCUACUUGCUGGCCCGCUUCUCUUGAUCUCCGCAUUUGAAUACCCUCUGUUAUUAAUUGUAGCCGGCCAGGGAUACUUAAUUCCUGCCCUUCCAUUUCAAGGUCCUGAUCCUGCUCUUGGUCUGUGCCCACUUGCUCUGUAGGGAGUCUUUCAUUGUCCACUUGGGGUUGCUGUUGUUCCUCCUCUGAAGUGGCGGGUUCUUUACGGUCUGACUGCGCUUGCUGCUGCUGCUCUGCAUUGGAGCCCAACUCGAAUGCUUCGCACACAUCCUCGCUUUCAGCAGUAGUCAUGACACAUCCAGAGAAAAAGCUGCAAUGGCUUGUCCAACUCAAUGAAUCGUUCAACUCAAUGGAAACACAAUGGAUCGUCCAACUCAAUGGAAACUGAAUGGAUCACCCAACUCAAUGGAAACUCAAUGGAUCACCCAACUCAAUGGAAUAUAAAAUGCAUUGUCUAAUUCAAUGGAAACUCAAUGGAUCAUCCAACUCAAUGGCUCACCGAACUCAAUGGAAAAUCAAUGGAAUAUCAAUGCAUUGCCCAACUCAAUAGAAACUCAAUGGAUCGUCCAAUUCAAUGGAUCUAUCAACUCAAUGGAAACUCAAUGGAUCACCCAACUCAAUAGAAAAUCAAUGGAUCAUCCAACCCAGUGGAUCAUCCAACUCAAUGGAAAAAUCAAUGGAUCACUCAUCUCAAUGGAAAAAAAUUGAUGGUCCAACCCAAUGGAUCUCCCAACCAAUGGAAAAUCAGUGGAUUGUCCAACUCAAUGGCUCAUCCAACUCAAUGGAAAAUCAAUGGAUUGCCCAACUCAAUGGCUCAUCUAACCCAAUGGAUCUCCCAACUCAAUGGAUCAUCCAAGGAUCAUUGAGUUUGAUGAUCCAUUGUUGGCCUAGUUUGGGCGCCCAACUGUAUUUGAGUGGGAUGACCUUCAGGUAGGCCUCUUUGAGUGGGCUGUCCUUCGGUUCGACCGACUCAAUGAGAAGCCAAUAGAUCCCGGACUUCCUCUUCCAGGAUUCCUCAUCCUCGGACUGCUUUGCUGGGGCUGAUCAUUAAAAAUAUAUAUUAAAAUUUUUAAAAAA
Messenger RNA from Anolis carolinensis (green anole), 3726 nucleotides. It is a transcript of the gene tas1r2, whose product is annotated as taste 1 receptor member 2. Lineage: Eukaryota; Metazoa; Chordata; Lepidosauria; Squamata; Anolidae. The transcript has 6 exons. Gene Ontology annotation, biological process: sensory perception of sweet taste; G protein-coupled receptor signaling pathway. Bases 19 to 2316 code for a protein of 765 amino acids. Gene Ontology annotation, molecular function: G protein-coupled receptor activity; sweet taste receptor activity. The record is from RefSeq and is a predicted model, not a curated record. Gene Ontology annotation, cellular component: sweet taste receptor complex; plasma membrane.